This is a messenger RNA of Rotaria sp. Silwood1, 2778 nucleotides long. The record is from the annotation of a GenBank genome assembly. NCBI's taxonomy places the organism in Eukaryota, Metazoa, Rotifera, Eurotatoria, Philodinida, Philodinidae.
CGGAGAAAGUUGUGGAUUUUGUGGUAGAGACCCCGCGGAUUUACCCAGCUGUUAAUGUUGUUAAACAAGGUGCUAAAGAAGUUACAAAAGCUGGAGCAAAAAAAUUAGCUGUACGAGCUGCUAGUGGUAUUGUAACUGGAGUUACAACAAAAGCAAUCGAUGAAGUUAAACAAUGUUCAACAACAAAUAAAAAAUGGUCGAAUUAUGGAAAAAGUUUGGAUGAAAAUGGUAAAGAAAAUGGAACGACAGUUUCAUGGAUUACUAGUGCAAUUGUUGGUGGUUUAGGUAUUGCAAGUAGUCAUAUUAGUUCGAAUUUAUCUCAAUCAAUCACAUCUGAUGUUGUUAAAAGUGUUACACAUGUUGCUGUUAGUGGAACAACUGCAGUAGUUAGUGAUGCAACAAUUCAAGGUGUAAAUAUAGCUGUUGGAAAUCAAGAUCGAUAUGAUAUUAAACGUACAAUUACAAGUGCUAGUACAAGUGUAAUAUUGGCAGCAGCACAAGAAGGAACAAAGAAUGCAAUUUAUCAUGCUAAUGGUGGAAAAGAUCAUAUGUUAAAAGAAAAAACAAAUAGAAAAGUUGUUGAAGAAAAUGUACCUAAAAAAGAUCAACAAGCACUUAUGAAAGGAAUUAAAAAUUUGAAGAAAACACCUCAAAAAAUAUUGGAUAAUGAAGCAGCAAAAGCUACUACUUAUACUACUGAAACACAAGCACAAAGAUUUCAUCAAUCGAAUAUUCAAAAGUAUCAAUCUCAAAUUCGAUCUGAACUUGCAUUAAAAAAAGUAGCUAUCGAUACUGGAAACAAACUAGCAAUCGACGAACAUCAACGAAAUGUAGAUAAUUUAAUCAGACAAAAAAAUGAAGAAAUUAAUAGUCUUAAAGAUUUAAAACUAACAUUUAAAAAAAAUGAUCUACAUAAGAUGAAUAGUGAUAAUGCACACUUUCUUAUCGGUGAUAAACUUGGACAAGUAGCUAUUGAUAUAAAAUCAUCGGAUGCAACGUCUCGAGGAGCAACUAGAGUCGUAUUGGAUCGUUAUGUUGAUGAUCAAGGACGUACAGACUUUAUAUUUGCUGGUUAUACAAAUGAACAUCAAUAUUCAAACAUUCCUAAUUAUGGUGAAGGUGAUUAUUAUGAAAUUCAUCAAAAUUAUGAGAAUAACUUAAAAGUAAUCGAUGGAGAAGUGAAUAAUCUCAUGUAUAACCAAUCAAUACAACAUGAACAGGAAAAGAAAAAGAAGAAGGAAAAACAACUGUAAAAAAAAAAAGAAACAGCUAAAGCUAUUGUAUAUCGUUAUUUUUUUAUUUUGUUCUUUAACGAAUGUAAAAUCUCUUACUUCAUAUUUUUGAAAAUAAAUGUACAUUAUUUAGUUAAUAGAACAACUAGAUAUAAAUAUUUUGGAUAAUAACUGAUUUUUGAAUUUAAAAACAAUAUUCUAACUCUGCAAGGAUUUAGGAAAAUUCUAAGUCUAAGAAAUGGUCAAGUAUUUGUUGUCUUAGACGAAAUUAGCUUUCUCCAAAGAAAAUAGAAAGAUCUUGAAAUUGGAUGAAAAUUCCUAAAAAUGUUUUUCUCCGUCUAGUAUGUUUAUUUAAUUAAUCUACAGAUGCAUAAAUGUUUCUGGACUAAGGUACAGAUUUUCUAAAAAGUCUUUCGUUUAAAGGUUUUUCGUGUUCUUUUGUCUUAGAAAUAUUUUAAGAGAAAAAUAAAGACUUAUUAAAUAAAAAUUUUGGAUAAAGGCUGAUCUUAUGUAUUUCUACAUCGAAAAUCUUCUUGUACACAUUUCGCUUUUUUCUCGUCGACUUUUUUUUUCUUUUUUUACUGAGUAUUGAAAAUUAAUGUUACUAUGAAAAAAAGAAUACGUUUUUUACUAAAACAAACCAUGUUCACAUGUUCUAUAGAAAUUGUCCGUUGUAGGACAGUGACAAACAUUUCCAUCUCAAAUGCCAGAGACUGGCACGGGUCAGUUCGAGCUAAAACUGUGCAGUUCAGAAAAGUGAAUAACAAAUUUCCUAAGUAGAAAUACAACUGUUGAUAGGUUUUCUGGCCGUUCUUAGUCUAAGAGAAGCGGAACAUAGACAAAACAUUCUAUCGUGUAGGGAAAAACCUUUACAUCAUGAACAAUUCAAUCGAAGUCAAUACAAUAUCCAUAUUUCUCUCUAUGUUAUACAAAUAAAGUAAAUAAAUAAAUAAUAACUAUGAGAACAUGGAUUGAUAAGUAUAUAAUAACCAUCCUUCGAUGAUAGAAGAUCAUGGAUACUCUGCACUGCUCAAGAGGAUAAAUGUUUCAAGGAAAUCGUCUAUAAGAUUUCUAUUUGUAAAGUAUUAUAGUUAUUUUUGCUUUGAACUUUAUUCGUUGUCAAAUGAUAAUUAUGCCAAGCAACACUUUCUCAAUUAAAUAUAUUGAUUAAAGUUACAAUUUAGUAAUUAGUUAACUAAUCAUUGAAGAACCUUUUUUUUUGUGUCCGACACAUAGCUUUUUCCGCUGAGGCUUCUAUUAUUGUGGUUUUCAAUUAUUACGGAAGUGGUUUAAAUAACAUUUGUCUGAAAUAAGAUGAAUAUUAUAAUAAAAGUUACAUCAUUUUAAUCAUUUCUAAUAGAAUUUCAAAAUUUUUUCGAUUCAAUUUAAAUUUUGCAAAAAUUUGAAGCGAGCUUAUCACUGCUGUAUACUUCAAUAUUCAAUUUAAAUUGUAUUCUAUACAGCAUAAACUUUUUUAUAUAGAUUUAUUGUUUUCUUAAGUUUUGAUUUGUAUACAAUAAGUAAAUGUUCAAGACAAAGUCAUUGU